Corticium candelabrum is the source of this 947-nucleotide messenger RNA. RefSeq lists its product as uncharacterized. The transcript has 4 exons. Lineage: Eukaryota; Metazoa; Porifera; Homoscleromorpha; Homosclerophorida; Plakinidae. The coding region runs from base 66 to 665 and encodes 199 amino acids. The record is from RefSeq and is a predicted model, not a curated record.
CAAAUUGACAUCCGGGUCAUUUCGUAGACAUCAGUUUGUAACAUCGAGGAGUUCGUCCGUUUUCCAUGGGCAGAGGCAAGUCAGACGACGAGACAAGAAGUUGUUGGCUCCCUGGCGGCGGGCGACGACACGUUGGCCUACUGGGGCUCGUAUUGUUUGUGGGUGCUGUGGUCGUGGCAGCUGUCGCUGUGGGUUUGCAGAGUUGGGCGUCGCAAGAGACUAACAUAUGGGAGAAGACUAUCGGCUUGUUCCAACGUUGCGAUGACAGAAAGGGCGGAAGGUUGGUGUGCGAAAGUAUCUCAGGCAUCGACUGCUCGAAGGCGGCCAAGGAAUCAGACUGCGAUGAAAUGGUUGUAACUCUGACUGCAAUUGCUGCAUUGAUGAUCAUUGGUGCUAUUCUAUCUCUCGGUUCAGCUGUCCUUUGCACUCCUGGCAUACAAAUGCAUGCAGUGUCGUGCAUUGUAGGCAUUGUGUCUGGCCUACUGUUUCUCAUCAGUGUUAUACUGUUUGCUGUCAUGGAUAGAAAAUUCAGUGGUUACUUUCAGAAGGAGGCGUGUCUCUCUACUAGCUUUGGUUGUGCUAUUGCGGCUCUUUUCCUUGCGUGGUGUGCAAGUGCGGUUGCUGGCAUUGCGACAAGGGAAGAAGAAGAUGAUGAAGACUAUUGAGAAUGCGAAGUGUGUCGUCUGAUAGUAUUAUGUGUUCGGAUUAGAAAUAAAAUCACGGUAAUGGUGGUGUUGGGUGACUGCUGGUUCUGGUUUGGAGGCGAUUGUAAUUAUGAGUAACUGGAGUCAGUACUUACAAAGAAUGAUGGACUUGAAUGUAUGUUUUAAAGUUCUAGUUGCUGCAAUUGCAAUACUAGUGGCAUUGCAUUUUUAGUUAGUUAAUGAGUAGCUAUUGGUCUUUUUUCUGAUUAUUGGAACCAGUCUCACAGUUUCCUGUUUAUUGCA